This is a messenger RNA of Solea solea (common sole), 2636 nucleotides long. RefSeq names its product potassium channel tetramerization domain containing 4 (gene kctd4). The coding region runs from base 453 to 1229 and encodes 258 amino acids. Gene Ontology annotation, molecular function: protein binding. Gene Ontology annotation, biological process: protein homooligomerization. Lineage: Eukaryota; Metazoa; Chordata; Actinopteri; Pleuronectiformes; Soleidae. The transcript has a single exon. The record is from RefSeq and is a predicted model, not a curated record.
AAUUAGGGAAGGGGAGCAAACAGAAAGAGCUUGUGGAGUUUUGUGCUUUUAUCUUGUUAGCUCACAUAUUCCGUCUCUUUCCUCCCUGUAUGUGACGCUGUCUGCCCACCCACUCUUGAGAGUGUGAGAGAGGGAGAGAGAGAGAGAGAGAGAGAGGAGGGACACCAAGCAGCACAGAGAGCCAGUCUGUUUCCAGCUCCCACUUCACUGUAGCUCUUCUGCCAGACAGGACUCAGCCAUCCACCAUCACACACGCUCUCUCUCUCUACACGACAGCUGACAACACCUUGUGCAGAUUCUUCAGCUGCACCACAGGCUCACACAUCUCAAGAUUCAAGAGAAAGAGAGAGAGUGAGUGAAAACCCUGACUCAAUUUUGUGCUGCACACACAAACGCAGACACACCACCAGCUCUGAGGAGGCUGGUCCGAGGUUGGAAAAGGUGACUCGAGCAUGGAAUGGAACCUCAGAAGGAUGGAAAGUGAACUGAGGCACAUCAAUCCAGAUCUGCUGCAACCCAGCAAGAGCUUCAAGAAGCCGUCCUCGGGCACCAUCACCCUCAAUGUGGGCGGGUUCCUCUACACUGCCCACCGGACCACGCUGUCCAAACACCCGGGCUCCUACCUGGAAGAGUUAGCCAACGGUAAGAAGCCGGUUCAGCACACUGACUCCAUGGGUAACCCGUUCAUUGAUAGAGAUGGUCCGGUUUUUCGCCAUGUGCUCAAUUUCCUGCGAACUGGAGAGCUCCAGCUGCCCGACGACUUCAGGGAGGCGGGGCUCCUGCGACGGGAAGCCAACUUCUACCACCUGAGCGAACUGGUGGAGGCCGUGGUCGACUGGGAGAGUCAGAGGGCAGCCCAGCGAGAGCCCGCGUUUCUGGAGGUGACGGAUAGCCACGAGAGGUCACAGGGCCUCAAGGUGUACUGCAGUGACCCCACCUUCAUCGAGAAGGUCAAGGGGCGACUGGUGCAGAUCUCCAAGAGCCGCCUGGACGGCUUUCCGGAAGAAUUCGAGGUGUCGUCCAACGUGAUCCAGUUCAGGCACUUCAUCAAGUCGGAGAGCGGCUCGAGGCUGGUUCUGAAGGAGGACAGCACAUUCUUGUGCACACUCGAUUGUCUUAAAUUAGAGGCAGUGAUGCUUGCACUAAAAUCGGGCUUCAAGCUGGUCACCAGCCUCGACAGCAGCAAAGGAUCUGUGGUGGUGGCUGAGGCCCUGCACUUCGUCAAGUAGGAUGGUGGCAAAAAAAACAGAGAGAGAGAGAGAAGGAGAAAAGAGUUGUGCCUGAUUCCAUUUCCACCCUGCUAUUGUAAGGUAUCGGGUUGAAGAUCUUGUAACAUGUAAUGUGUCAUGGUUUGGUAGAAGGAAAUUAGGUGGUGGACUGUCUCAUAGGAUAAUGUUAAAGUGAUAGUUCAGAUUUUUGGGUUGUAUGAGGAAUCAACUGCAAACUGAUGUUUGUGUCGCUUUGUAAAGCACGCACUCUUUGCACCAAAGUCUACAGAGAAAAUCAGCAAUAUCAGUAAGUUGAGAUGUGUUUUUUUUGGUUUGUUUUUUACGUUUGUGUUCAAAAUCCUUUGUUCCGAUUUACUGAAGUGACACAAACUUACCAAAUGAAGCAGUAGACAGUAGUAGCAGCUCCUACUGUAUGUCCCUGCAAACUAAAAACACAGAUUUUCUCAAUAGACUUUGGUAUGGGAGAAUGAUGGGAUUACAAAUUUCAGUUUCCAGUCAGAAAUGAUAUUGGAGACUUAAGCAGGCAAAGAUUAUGAGGUGAGCCUUUUUUUUUUUUUCUUAAAUGGCUAAAAUCAGUUUUCAAGUCCCUGAUGGCAGCUAUUUGUCAGUGAGAGCAAGCAUCAGUUCUAAGGCUGGUUCUGAAAGUCAGCGUACGAUCAGCAUCUCUUACAACCACCCUUUAAAAAAAACAAAAAAAAAACCUGAACUAUCCCUUGAAUACCUUUACUGCACAGUUUGGGCAUACACACACACACACAGGACGUGACAGAAAGACUCGUUGACACUGACCUCUGUACUGCUUUGUGAGCUAGUAAUUAUAGAUUUGAGAGAAACUAACAUUGACAUCAGCAUCAGUGGUUUCUAAAUUGGAUGUGAUUUCACACACACACACACAAGUAAAACUGUCAUAAAGUGACACUGAAUCCAAGAGACAAAAGGUGUCAAACCGAGACUCUCGCCGUCAACAGCAUAAUCAGUUGAUUUGUCUCCGCACAAUAAACGCUUCUGCUGCUGCUGCUUCAUCGAAAACCAGCCGUGAUGUGCACCGUCGUGCCAUUCAGCUUUUACUACGGUGCGCGUGUGAGCGCUCGUAAAUGUGUGUGUGCGUUUGUGAGCCGUGUUAAAGUUGGUUUAAUGGCUUGUGUUUAGUUUAUUAGCCCAAAGGAUCCCGAGGUGGGGGGGUGGGGGGUUGAAUCCACAUCAGACUGAACCGGAGCUAAGUGUCUCACACGUCGACCAGUGCGAAGAACCACGGUUACUGUAAGGGCUUUGAAUCUAGCAUGAUGCAUGUGCACUGAAUACACUGUGUGUUUGUUAGUGCUGUGAGCGUCUGUGAAGCCAGUGCCACAACGAUGUCGACGACUUUUCAUUGUGAAUAUUUGACAAAUAAAGGUGACGCUGAAACUA